Molecule: messenger RNA, 766 nt
Organism: Cricetulus griseus (Chinese hamster)
Lineage: Eukaryota; Metazoa; Chordata; Mammalia; Rodentia; Cricetidae
Source: RefSeq, a predicted model, not a curated record
CGAGAUGCCAAGCAAGAAGAAGAAGUACAACGCGCGGUUUCCGCCGGCGCGGAUCAAGAAGAUCAUGCAGACGGACGAAGAGAUUGGGAAGGUGGCGGCUGCAGUGCCUGUCAUCAUCUCGCGGGCGCUCGAACUCUUCCUGGAGUCCCUGUUGAAGAAGGCUUGCCAGGUGACCCAGUCUCGAAAUGCCAAAACCAUGACCACGUCCCACCUGAAGCAGUGCAUUGAGCUGGAGCAGCAGUUUGACUUCUUGAAAGACUUGGUGGCAUCCGUGCCUGACAUGCAAGGGGAUGGCGAAGACAACCACAUGGAUGGGGACAAGGGUCCUCGAAGGUGGGUAGCCAAGACCAGAUGGACUGCACCUUCCCGAAGGGGCCGGAAACCAGGCAGCAGUGGCAGGAAGAAUGGAGGCACCGGAAGUAAAGCCAAAGACAAGAAGCUGUCUGGGACAGACUCAGAACAGGAGGAAGAGUCCGAGGACACUGAUACUGAUGGAGAAGAAGAGACACCACAGCCUCCACCCCAAGCCAGUCACCCCCCUGCCCCCUUUCAGAGCCCUCCAGCCCCCUUCAUGCCCUUCACCUCUCCUCUGCCUUUGCCCCCAGCGCCCCCUGGCCCCUCAGCACCUGAUGCAGAGGAUGAAGAGGACUAUGACUCCUAGCAUUCACUGCCCCUGACCCCAGGCCACAUACCCCUUUUAGUUAGUAUUAGUUGCUCUGGGGAGAAGAUUAAAUUUAUUAAAAAAAAGAAAGAAAGAAAAGAAAGA